GGGACGAGCCAUCACCCCAGGUGCGGGCGCUGCCGGGCUGGCAUUGCUUGCACCCCGGGCCUCAGGGGUGGGCCUGGCGCUCCGCUGCCGAGGGUCCAAAGGGCGCCCGGGCUCGGAGCGCAUGUCGGCCUGCUCUGCGUCUUGGCUCCCCAGAAAGAUCCAGGUUGGCUUGGAGGCGCUGCGGGGAACAACAAAUCAUUUCAAUUUCAAAGCCUCUUAGACUGAGGAACUUUCAACUGUACUAAAAAAUUUAGGAGAUGGACAAAUUUUCCCUCCCUCUCAUUUGAAAGGAUUCAGAGAAGAAAUAAAAUGGCAGAGGUUUAAAGUUAAUAUUCAGGAUGAAUGAUGAUAAUUCAGAUGACAAGACAGAAGAUGAUCUGCAGUCCUUAUUUAUCAGUGAAAAAGAUGGAAACACACAUGCAUAUAACCAAAAAUCACCACCUACACAAAACUCUUCAACCACUAAUGUGAGUUGGAAUUCUGCCAAGCCAGAUGACAUGGUGGUUGAUUAUGAAACCAACUCUGCUGUGGACGUUGGUGAAAAUAUUUCUUUAAACCCUCAGUGUGUUGAAGUACUUGAUCACCAAAAGUCUUCAAGUGAUCUCAUUAGAAAGGAGGUGUUCGACAUGCAUAAGGAUUCCACAUGUCAGUCUUUUGCGCAUGUUGUAAAUACAGAGGAACCCAAGUAUUUGCAUAACAAUGGUCAUUCCCUAGAAUCAUUUCAGGACCAGGAUGUUGAGACAUCUCUACCUUUUGUGUGGAAACCUACUGAUGAUGAUUUGAACUAUACAGACAGCCCUACUGCCUUGGAGCUAAACCAAACAUUUGACAUGAAGGUGGAUAACGUUAACUGUACCUUUAUAACGCAUCACACCGUCGGAGAGUGUCAGUCUUUGCAGACCACUGUAAGCCUGCAACCAACUGGCGUGAGAGGUGGAAGGAUGUCUUUAUCUUGCUCCGUUCUUACAUCUUCCCUUGAGAGAGAAAUGAGUGAUGACAGAGACAGCUUUGAAAACCCUCAAGCUGCAGCAUCAGAGCCCCAAGACACAACCAACGCAGCAUUUUCGGAUGUGCUGAUGCAAACUGAUGCUGUUGUUCCAGAUAUUGGAAAUCAGUGUCACUGUUCUUCGGGAAAGGUCACCAUUGAGUACCCAGAUGGGGCACAGCAAAGACUGGUCAGAGAAAAGGACGUACAAGCUCUGACACCAGUUUCUGAUGGCAUGGAUGUUCCCAAUGGGUCUGUAUUACAAGAGUUCUUUUGUUCAUCUAGAGAUGAACCAAAUAGUGAGACACAUUCACAGAGCUCAUGUGGGCAAAAGGAAAUGGGCCAAAAUCUAAGAGAAACAGUGUCCAUUUGUCUUACAGAUGAUGAAUGCCCUUUACUGGUGCCAGCUUUUGAUAACAGUAAAACCCAAGUGCUGAACCCUGAACAUCAAGUCACUGUGGCUAAAGACACAUCAAUUGCCAACAAUGAAAAGGAUUUGGGAACCCAAAAUCGUACCAUAGAAUUGAUAGUGAAUAGCCCGCCAGGACAAAGGAUGGCUUCAUCACUUGACCUGACUUGGGAUGCAGAUGACAUGAUCUUUAGUACAAACAACGUAGCUUGCAUGUCCACGCCAAUCCUGGAGCCCACAAAUGCCACCUUUUCUAUUUCACCUAUUGAAGCGACGGAGAAAUGUAGUAAAGCGCAGAAGAGUCAUCGAGAGCUUAGAAAUUUAUCGAACUUGAAGGGGGCACCUAUGAACAUGUCUAAACCCAAUCUAGGAAAAUCAACAACCAAAAUGAAUACCCCUCUAGGUAGCAGAGUUAGAAAAAGUGAAAUUAUAAGUUACCCAAGACCAAACUUCAAGAAUGUCAAAGCAAAAGUGAUCUCCAGACCAGUGUUGCCGUCCAAGGACCCUGCUCUGUCGAAGGCUGCACCCAGACCUCAGUUAACCAGCGCCUCACCACCCCUGGCAGCGGCCUCCACAAGACAGUUGACAACUUUGAACAAAACACCAACAUCUGAGUUGAAUGCCGACACAAAAGCAGAAAUCCUAAUUAACAAAACACAUAAGCAGCACUUUAAUAAACUCGUCACGAGCCAGGCUGUGCAUGUUACAACUCAUUCUAAAAAUGCUUCACACAAGGUUCCAAGAACAACGUCUGCCAUGAAAUCGAAUCAGGAGGAUGUUGACAAAGCGAGUUCGUCUAAUUCGGCAUGUGAGACUGGGUCCGUGGCUGAGUUUUUUCAGAAGAUCCAAGGUGAACUCCCUGCUAAAAUGGAAAACACGGAAUGUUUGGAAAUGACCUGUCCUUCCAACAUUGAGAGAAUUAGCCCUGAAAAGAAGGGUGAAAAACAAAAUGAGACACUGGCGGGCAAACAAGAGCUAAAAAAGGAGAUUAUGAAUGAGACCUUUGACUACAGUUCUCUGUUUUUGGGUUCUGCUUCAAAAACUGCCACCACCUCUGGGAGGAAUAUAGCCAAGCCCAGCGCCUCCAUUUUGAGGAAAACACCUGGUCCAAAAGCCAAAGUGGGGUCUUCUGUUUCCUGUUUGAGGCGGAGCAGUGACAACAGAAAUCUCAACUCUGAUCGAGCCGUAUCUCCUCAGAGGAUCAGGCGGGUGUCCAGUUCUGCAGGUAAUGCUGCUAUCGUCAAGUAUGAGGAAAAACCUCCAAAAGCAGCAUUUCAGAAUGGUUCAUCAGGAGCCUUAUAUUUGAAGCCCUUGGUACCCAGAGCUCAUGCACACUUACUGAAGACUCCUCCAAAAGGUCCUUCAAGAAAAAGUCUAUUUACAGCUUUUAAUGCCGUUGAAAAGGGCAGGCAGAAGAAUCCCAGGAGUUUAUGUAUCCAGACCCAGACGUCUCCAGAUGUGCUGUCCUCUGAAAAAACACUUGAGUUGGCUCGGUAUAAAACAAAAUGUGAAAACCAAAGUGGAUUUAUUGUGCAGCUCAAGCAGCUUCUCUCCUGUGGUAAUACCAAGUUGGAAGCGUUAACAGUGGUGAUCCAGCACCUGCUGUCUGAGCAGGAGGAAGCACUGAGACAACACAAAACCCUAUCUCAAGAACUUGUUAACCUCCGGGGAGAGCUAGUCACUGCUUCAACCACCUGUGAGAAGUUAGAAAAAGCCAGGAAUGAGCUGCAAAUAGCUUAUGAAGGAUUUGUCCAGAAGCUAAACCAGCAGCACCAGACUGAUCUAACAGAGCUGGAGAACCGGCUUAAAGACUUUUAUACUGGGGAGUGCGAAAAGCUUCAGAACAUCUACAUCGAAGAAGCAGAGAAGUACAAAACCCAGCUGCAGGAGCAGUUUGACAACUUAAACGCUGCCCAUGAAACCUCUAAGUUGGAGAUUGAAGCGAGCCACUCGGAGAAAAUAGAAUUGCUAAAGAAAGUCUAUGAAACUUCCCUUUCAGAAAUCAAGAAAACCCAUGAAAUAGAAAAGAAAUCACUUGAGGAUUCGCUUUACGAGCAGCAGGAAUCACUAGAGAAACAAAUCAGUGAUCUGAAGAGUGAAAAUGAUGCUUUAAAUGAAAAGCUGAAAUCAGAAGAACAAAAAAGAAUAUCAAGAGAGAAAGCAAAUUUGAAAAACCCUCAGAUGAUGUAUCUGGAGCAAGAGUUAGAAAGCCUCAAGGCUGUGUUAGAGAUCAAGAAUGAGAAACUGCACCAACAGGAUGUCAAGUUAAUGAAAAUGGAGAAGCUGGUGGACAACAACACGGCGCUGGUCGACAAACUGAAGCGAUUCCAGCAGGAGAACGAAGAAUUAAAAGCUCGGAUGGACAAGCACAUGGCAAUUUCAAGGCAGCUUUCCACCGAGCAGGCGGUCCUGCAGGAGUCGCUGGAGAAGGAGUCCAAGGUCAACAAACGGCUGUCCAUGGAGAAUGAGGAGCUGCUCUGGAAACUGCACAACGGGGACCUGUGCAGCCCCAAGAGGUCGCCCACGUCCCCCGCCAUCCCCUUCCAGUCGCCGAGGAACUCCGGCUCCUUCCCCAGCCCCAGCGUCUCACCCAGAUGACGCCUGGAGACAGACUGACCCCUCGCCAGCGCGGAAGCUGAGCUCCCUUCGCCCACGCGCCCCGCCCGCCCACCCGCCCUGGAACUGGAACGUCAUGGCCGGACCCGCUCCUUCUGAGACAGACCCGAACUCAGGAGCGAGGCUCCGGACUCGGUCCGGGAGACCCUGCCCGAAAAAUGUCGCCGGAACGGAUCUACGCAGACCGACGCUGAUGCACAAAGCACUUACGGAACGAGAUCUUGUUCGUUGCCUUUUUCACCUACGCGUAAAGGGGAAAACUCUCAGGGGCCUGUUAAAAGAUUUAUAUAACCUUUGUAAUGUUCCUCACCACAGACACCUUCUUGUGAUGUGUAUUUUGGUCUGACUGGGGAUGUGUGAAUGAAAUGGGUGUAACCGAGUGUCACGUGUCUGAUGCUGCCUCUUUUGCUGGGUAUUGAGUCAGGAGCUGAGAACCUCUGGAGAUGUGCUGGUCCAGUGAGAAUCCGUGUCUGCAUCUCUGCAAAAGCCAUAGAGGGAAGAGCAGUAGUUGCUGGAAUGAGGAUUUUCUACCACCACCUCGGCUCGGCCCGUGGAUGUGGGCGAGCUCUGACUUUACACCUCUGCGUCCUUUUGGAGUAACUUGUUGGCAGCCUCUCAGUGUCCAGCCAUGUCAGUUGAAACUAGCUAGAUUUUUUUUUUUAACUUACCAUGUGAACCUAAAAUACUACAGUCCAUUUCUUCAGGCUAUAAGCAUAUGUAGAAUCCUAAUUUUGCUGUUAAAAAUCUGUAUAAAGAAAGGGCAGUACCAACGGUAUUCCUUCUGCCUUAUUUUUACCUUGAUCUGAGCUAUCCUCAGUGAUUUAAACUGUCUUCUCUCCCACUAUUCCCAUUUCCUGUCUUUUCCUUUCUCCCCCCUCCAGUGCCACAAAAGCCAGCCUUCUACCUCCUUCCAGCUUUUCUCGGGGACAAGGAACAUGCUUUUCCGGAGCCAGCGCAUCUUCAGGGUGCUGAGCCACGUUCCAAAUAAACCAAGGCCUGGAUCCAAUAGUGCAAAUUUUGGGAAACCCUAGAGAGAUGGAAGAAUGAGGAGUCGUCACUGGCUGGCAGAACUGAGAAAGACAGGGUUCAGUGCUUACUGAGGAGCAGGGUCACCUUGAUAACAGAACAGCAAGUCUGGCGAGAUAAGACUAAGUUACCGUGCACCUUGACACAGUCCUCCUGUCCUUGGGAAGGUGGUGGAGUGGUCAGCCGACGAGGGGAAAUGUGGCUUAUACAACUCUUCUCCAAGUUGCAUUUCAGUUUCUUUCCAAAACUUCAUUUAUUCCCUCCCCCAGUUCUCAUACUCCAGGGAGGUGGGGGGAGGGAGGAAGAACCAUGGCUUUUUCUUCCUCUGCCUGCGUGUGUCAACCUUGUGCUCAGUAUUUACUACUCGGCGUUGCUGACGUUCGACGGCUGUACAGACAACCCCUGUAGUAAGGACAGACUCAGGACACCAGAGGUGGAUCUUCGAGCCAUCACUUACAUGUACACUACGUAGCAGACUGACAGUCCUGAUGAAUGUUUUUGUUCUACUAGUGAUUGUGUCUGAAGUCCUUAACCUUCACCAGUUUAUUAUGUGUGUAACCUUCCAUGUCUGUUUCUGAUAAAUGGGAACGUAGGUUCACUGCCACCCCCUGGAAUCUCUCUCUCUCUGCUUACCCUUCCAGGUUGUUCUCCACGUCACUGGCCAGAGUUGGGUUUGCCAUCCAUCCCUUAAGCAUGGUACUUUCCCUGCUGUCCUCCGUGCCACUGAGGUGUCUGGGGAAAUCAUUCUUACACAAUUAAUAUAAAAUGUCUUCAGAGAAUGGGAGACAACAGGAGAGAAGAUAGGAAACAAAACAGAAUGUUAAGAUUAUUUUCAAACCAAAUGUCUCACUUAGGUUGCAAAAUGUGGGCACGUCAUAAAAAUACGGAUGUGUAAACAACUGUAGUUGUGCUCAGUUUGUAGUGAUGGAAAGUGUAUUUUACUCUGAUCAAAUAAAUAAUGCUGGAAUAUUCAACAUGA
This is a messenger RNA of Camelus dromedarius (Arabian camel), 6015 nucleotides long. It is a transcript of the gene MTUS1, whose product is annotated as microtubule associated scaffold protein 1. Lineage: Eukaryota; Metazoa; Chordata; Mammalia; Artiodactyla; Camelidae. The transcript is spliced from 14 exons. The record is from RefSeq and is a predicted model, not a curated record. Gene Ontology annotation, cellular component: cytoplasm; nucleus. The coding region runs from base 339 to 3992 and encodes 1217 amino acids. Gene Ontology annotation, molecular function: microtubule binding. Gene Ontology annotation, biological process: regulation of macrophage chemotaxis.